UCUGAUCGAGUUGGACACGUUAGCCGUGUGGAAUCAAACAUUCUCUACUAUCUCGGCGUGUGCCAUGCCAGUGGCAUGGUUGUGACAUGGCAUGCGCCGAGAUACAGUUUACGCUUCCGUCCGAUGAGGAAGUUUUUCGUAUGCGCGAGACGGAGAAGCAGCGAAAGGAAGAGGAAAAGAGCAAGAACUCGCGACUCAAGAUCUACGAUAAAACCACGGCGUCGUCCAAGAUUGGAAAUAUUCGUCGCUUCCGCUCCGAUGACGCGGUGAGGCAACAUUCAGAACAGCAGUUAAUGCAUCUAAACAUCGUACUGGGAAUGGUGUUAUUUUUUGUCGGUCGAUAACUGGAUGUCGAUAACUGGAUAAAAAUGGCCAAAAGGAGGUGACCACAUCUGUCAAC
Messenger RNA from Phytophthora nicotianae INRA-310, 400 nucleotides. RefSeq lists its product as hypothetical. Lineage: Eukaryota; Oomycota; Peronosporomycetes; Peronosporales; Peronosporaceae. The record is from RefSeq and is a predicted model, not a curated record. The transcript has 2 exons. The coding region runs from base 87 to 344 and encodes 85 amino acids.